GCAGCUAAUAUUAAGGCGUAAUAAAGAGAAACUGAAAGGCCAACUCCCGGCGCUGUUUGAUACAAUACUGGAAAAACAGAAGGUCAUGACACAGAUUCUAGAAGGCGUCGCAGAGAUGGAGGAGAAUGUGGGUCAGAGGCUGCUGGACUUGGAGGAGCAGAAGAAGCACAGGAAGAAGGAGCUGGAGAAUGUGGAGGAGCAGCUGCAGCAGUGCAUGGCAAAAAGUCAGAUCACAGACUCAGAAUUGCAGUUUCUGCAGUCAGAGCUGGAGAGUUUGAGGAGCUCAGAGAAGGAACUUGAGGCUCUUCAAAAUGAGGUGGAUGAAGACACCACUGAGAUUAUCCCAUCAGCUGUAUACGUGGCUCAGCUGUAUCACCUAAUAACCAAGAUCAAGUGGGAAUAUGACACCCCGCCCAACAUUUUGAAAGGAGGUAAGAAGCUUUGAACAGACUCCGUUAUGACCGGAUCUUC
Molecule: messenger RNA, 471 nt
Organism: Cyprinodon tularosa
Lineage: Eukaryota; Metazoa; Chordata; Actinopteri; Cyprinodontiformes; Cyprinodontidae
Product: kinetochore protein Spc24-like
Exons: 4
Source: RefSeq, a predicted model, not a curated record